Molecule: messenger RNA, 1465 nt
Organism: Hypomesus transpacificus
Lineage: Eukaryota; Metazoa; Chordata; Actinopteri; Osmeriformes; Osmeridae
Exons: 7
Coding region: 312-1046 (244 amino acids)
Source: RefSeq, a predicted model, not a curated record
GCACGUUGAUGUUACUGGAGAUCUGUGUUAUUGACCUGGAGGUCAUCUGUACGACCAGACAAGUGGACAGUGUUAAGCUAGCAGUGAAACACGUGCAGCAGCCGUGAGCUCUUCAUGAACCCGCCUCGUGUUCAGCGGUGCUCCUGGUCCUUCCCAGGGGCUGUGACUACGCUCAGCCCAAAUCCUCUGUCCUCUAUCUCCAGCCCUCUGGAAAGGCUGGGGAAACAGGUCUGGGUCUGAUGAGGAAGGAACCGUAGCUGCGCCCAACUGACGCUUUGUCCUUACUACCACAACUUACUCAACGUGCUACCAUGGCACUGAGAGAGGGACUGACGGACAUCCCCUUUGGCUCCCUGGAGGAGGAAAGGAGACUGUACACAGCCGACUCUCUCAACAACCUCCACAAGCUGAACAUCUGCUCCAGCCUCACAGACCUCAAGGACCUCACAGGCUUCCUCCACCAUGUCGUUGAAGGGCCCUCGAGCCUGACUGGGGGCUCAUCUCCCUGUGAAGCGGGGAUGCAGAGAUUAGUGGCUGUUUGCAGUCGAGCACCCCGCUCCCCGCUCUGCUCUCCUCUGACACUCACUGCCUUGUUGACAAGAUGGCCGACCCCUGCUGCCUUGUUGAUGGAUGUCCACAAUCUAGAAGAUCCAGCUCCGCGUCAGAGCUCCCAGAUCUCAGCGUCCCCAGCAGAGAGAGCGACCGGAGGUACUUCAGAAGACAAGCCCACACCAGGUAACCGUGUGGAGGAGAGCGGGGAAACCUUCCCUCCGCCCUCCCCUCCGUCCUCGCCACCCAGAUCUCUGCUCCUCCUCGUCCUCCUCCUGGUGGUGACCCUGCUCACCAGUCUCGCUCUGUCUGCCUACGUUGUCUACCUCAGGGUGGAGAUGACCUCCAGGCUGGCAGAGCUCGCUGGCGGGCUAGUGGAGAGGUCCUGCCUGGAAGAGCUCCAACAGUGGAAGAACCUGCUGCAGCAGUACCUGGACCACCGCCAGGGUCAAAGUUCACGCUCUGGGAAAGAUGAUGAACAUCUCAAUCCUCAUUGAUUGAAGAAAAGCUUCUGACUUGGAGAACCUGUAUUCAGCAGAGCCAUUUGAGCUUAGUAGGGUCAGUUACAUCUGUAAGAUUGGAGCAUCAACAUGCAGAACGCCUCCUCUUCUUCUAAUGAUACUGCUGGGAGCAGACUAACAGGAGAGGGAGGCUGGAAGACAGACAGAACGGGUGAACGGUUCAAAGGAGAAAAUAAAGAGUUUUGUUGUAUAGAAAGACGCAGACAGCUCAAUGAUGAGCUCUGUGAAGCGGGUGGCGUCUCGGUGAAUGUGGAGCCUGGAUGUGUAUUGACAGUGCUACAAUGCUAACUGUGCAAGAGCAGAGUGAUAUAAAAACAGCCAUUUAAAGUGAACCUGGAUGGGUUACUGUGAUUACAGUUAUACGUUUUUCUAAGCAGGAAAUAAAUGUGUCAAAC